UUCGAGAAGGUGUACGAGAGACUCAAUGUGGAGAACUUAGUCGAACGCGGCGAGUCCUUUUAUCAAUCGCGAAUGCAUGACUUGGUGAAGGAAUUAGAAGAGCAACAAUUUCUCACCUUAGACGAAGGUCGCAAGUUGAUGUGGCCCCCAGGCGCUGAUAUUCCCUUGACCAUUGUCAAAUCUGAUGGCGGUUUUACUUAUGAUACGUCUGACCUAACUGCUUUAUCGCAACGACUUCAAGAAGAGAAAGCUGAUUGGGUACUCUAUGUGGUUGAUGUAGGUCAGGUGAGUUAG
This is a messenger RNA of Echinostoma caproni, 294 nucleotides long. The record is from the annotation of a GenBank genome assembly. Lineage: Eukaryota; Metazoa; Platyhelminthes; Trematoda; Plagiorchiida; Echinostomatidae.